This is a messenger RNA of Homarus americanus (American lobster), 2184 nucleotides long. RefSeq lists its product as uncharacterized. Bases 1439 to 1933 code for a protein of 164 amino acids. Gene Ontology annotation, cellular component: extracellular region. The record is from RefSeq and is a predicted model, not a curated record. The transcript has 5 exons. Lineage: Eukaryota; Metazoa; Arthropoda; Malacostraca; Decapoda; Nephropidae. Gene Ontology annotation, molecular function: peptidase inhibitor activity.
CGUCUCCAAACAGCAGAACACCACUUAUUGCGUCCUUCUCACUGACCCACGUUUUAGUAGUCUAUUGUGGGCGAUUAUCAUAGUAUGUUAUAUAAUCUGGCUGAUAUUCUGCGUCUUGGUGUUCUGUCCACGCCGUAACUGAGUGCUGGGCCUCGCACUUUCCUUCCUGCCUUCACCGGGAAGUACAGCACAUCUAAGGAUGCGUCGCCUCCACAAAACAACUCACCCGUCACUGAUAUUUCCUUUUUUUUUUUUUCUUCACCAUGACUUCUAGAUAUUAUUUAUCGUUUUGUUGUAUCAUCUCGUGAUAAAUUGGAUAAAUUCUUUUUAUUGAACGAGUGAUUGAUCCAUAUAUUAUGAUAAAAUCUGGUGAUGCCAUCUAUUCUUCCAAGGUCACACUUAUUUAUUUCAUCAGAGUUUCGUAUCUUUUUUUUUUACAAUCCCUAAAAACUUUUUCUGGUUUAUUAUACAUAUAAAAAAUAACGAAGUUUGGCCACGUCAUUACGGACGUAAUCGUCCACUUCGAGGAAAGUACUUACUGUAGACUGAUCAUGUUGGUUAAGGAUAUUUUUAUUCCAAGAACCAUUAUUUUGCUGUGAUAUUCUUGAGACCAGAUUUAGGGCUCCGUUAAUGAUUGGGCUUUAACUUUAAGUACGGUACAUCCAACCUUAACGAUACUGACGAAACUUUAAACAAUCGUAAACAAACAAGAAUCUAUUGUUAACUAGAAAUAACCUAAAACUAACCCUAUACAUUCCAGGGGUAGAGGACAUGGGUAGCUUGGAGGGGAUCAUUGGGGCCUAACUUUGGUCUUGUCGGGUUCCUUGCUCAAGGCGUCUGCUACAUUGUGCGUAAUUAAAACUCGAAAUGAGAUUGAAUAAUUUUAAGAUUAUUCCUUUCAGCAAUUUUUUUUUCUUGUUUUUAUUUAUUAUGAGGAAAUAAUUUACUUAUGAACCACAGGGAUGAAAUGCAGGUAUGUAUCGCUUCUCAUUUAAGACAAAGGACUCAAUUGGUGCGAAGCAAAAUUAAAUUGACCAGUUUACGAUUCUACCACUCAUUUUUGUUGGAAUAAUUUCACCGCAGGAGCCACAUAUGCUGGAAUUACUUUGUAAUAUCAACAGUAGAAAGUAAAUAUUUAGAAAACUUUGAACCAGGCAUGUACAGUAGUUACCCUCAGCGCCAUCUAUUUUGUGAAUCCCGCCAUUGGCGCAAUUUGGCGGCGCCAGAGGCCCAAAAGUUGUCAUUUAACGCUGUUCCCGUUAUAUUCCGACGGUGAGUGUCUUUGACUACUCUAGAAGAUUGCAGCAAAAGUGAGUUCAAGUGAUAUAGGACGGUGAACCUGUUCCACCAGUCGUUACCAGUUACCACCACAGACACACCUCACUCAGUGCUUGAACAGCAAGGACGUGCAUCAGUUGUAACUGGACGAGGCUGUAAUAUGAUUGUACAGGCAAUGGCACAAAUGUGUGUGAUAGUGGUGAUCGUAAUGGCGGCUAUGGUGUGUGUUGCUGGGUUCCGAGUGCCUUUGGUACCACCUCCAGGUCCAGCACCAGCCAGUAACUGCCAGUACUGGUGCCGCACCCCAGAGAACCGUUUCUACUGCUGUCGUGACGACGUCCUUUCAGAACCCACUGAGCACUCUGGCUACUGCCCAGCCACACGCGCUGUCUGUCCCAUCACGAGGAAGCCUCUCCAGGACCACUUGCCGCGUGUGGACUACAACGGCGUUACUUUCCCCGACUUGCCUAAGUUUUGUGCAACGGACGGGUCUUGUGAAGGCUACGAAAAGUGCUGCUUCGAUCGCUGCUUCAGACGUCACGUGUGCAAGUUUGCCUUCAGCGAGGAUGGUCCGCUCACGUACUCUGACGAGGCGGGGCUCCAGGCUGACGUAGUCCAGCAUACCUUCGCAUACGACCCUCACAGAUUCGUCUGAUCCUCCACAACACGCACCGAGCCUGUACACCACAACACGCACCGUGCUAUAGUAUCCAUUAUUUAUCCUCCGCCGUCUGUUCGUGUUUGGAAUUUACGUCUAUAAUUUUUAUUAGGUAUUUUGAAAACUACAGAACUGUAAAUGCUAUAAGAGUUCGAUUAGCGGGUAUUUCAGUACAGAGUAAUGUAUUGGCCCUCGGACAAGGCUGGAAACACAGCAGGGGAUAUGUUUAAAUAAAUAUAUAUUAUCAA